This is a messenger RNA of Nanorana parkeri, 790 nucleotides long. RefSeq names its product phenylalanine--tRNA ligase, mitochondrial-like. The record is from RefSeq and is a predicted model, not a curated record. Gene Ontology annotation, biological process: phenylalanyl-tRNA aminoacylation. NCBI's taxonomy places the organism in Eukaryota, Metazoa, Chordata, Amphibia, Anura, Dicroglossidae. Gene Ontology annotation, molecular function: phenylalanine-tRNA ligase activity; tRNA binding; ATP binding. The annotation marks the transcript as partial. The transcript is spliced from 2 exons. Gene Ontology annotation, cellular component: cytoplasm; mitochondrion.
AUGUUUUUUUUUUUUUGUUUUUUUUUAGGCUCUGCACUGCAAAUAGUUCUUCAAUAUUCAACAUUAUCAAGAUCUGCAAAGGCUCAUAAUCUUAGGAUUACAUCAUGUUUAAAGCAUGACAGUUUACGGUCCUUAACCUCUAAAACAUCCAAAGACAUUCCUAGUUCAGUGGAGCUCCUUCGUAGACAGUUUCCCAGAGAUGAUUACACAAAUGUUACCAGUAAAAUCUUAUCUUUGGUUGGACGGAAGAUACAUAACCAGACUUACCAUCCAUUGUGGCUGAUCAAAGAAAGAAUCAAGGAACAUUUUUACAGGCAAUAUAUUGGACGACAUGAAAACCCUCUGUUUUCAGUCUAUGACGAUUUGUGUCCCAUUGUCACAACAGAACAAAAUUUUGACAGACUUCUUGUUCCUUUGGACCAUCCAAGUAGAACAAAAGGAGACAAUUAUUAUUUGAACCAUUUCCACAUGCUCCGUGCUCACACAUCAGCUCAUCAGUGGGAUUUGAUGCACUCUGGACUGGAUGCAUUCCUGGUUGUGGGAGAUGUUUAUCGCCGCGAUGAGAUUGAUAGGACCCACUAUCCAGUUUUUCAUCAGAUGGAAGGUGUUCGUCUGUACUCAAACCAUGAGCUGUUUUCGGAAGUAGAAAAUAUGGAUUCUUGUCAGUUGUUUGAGCAAGGGAUUCGAACACCUAACAAGCAAGAAGUCCACACUUUGGAAGCUGUAAAACUUUUGGAGUUUCGGCUGAAGCAAACACUUUCUAAACUUGUAACGCAUCUUUUUGGAGAAG